AUGGACCCUUCAUCAGCUAGAUUUCCUGUACCCCAUAAGCAGCUCACUUUUGAUGUUAAGGGAAUUAAAACAAAUUUGGUGAUUUGUCGUUAUGAAGAUCAUUUUCUUGUUAUCGUGACUCAACUUGGAAGCUUGGGAACGUUAUUGCAAGCCAGGAAGGAGGAAGGCAUAUCAGUUCAGCCAACAUUUCACUUGUCCGUCUUAUUUGGAAAACGAGAUGAGCCAAUGCUAUCUGCGUGUGCUCGGCAGCUGAUCGAAAAUAUCAGUGCUGCUGGUUCGUCUAGAUGGCUGGUGCUUUCUCUCGGUCUGAAAGAUACAAUCAAGGCCAUAGUUUCCGAAGUGAUAGAAAAUCGACUCUGGUAA
Molecule: messenger RNA, 363 nt
Organism: Amaranthus tricolor (Joseph's coat)
Lineage: Eukaryota; Viridiplantae; Streptophyta; Magnoliopsida; Caryophyllales; Amaranthaceae
Exons: 6
Coding region: 1-363 (120 amino acids)
Biological process (GO): proteasome assembly
Source: RefSeq, a predicted model, not a curated record